Molecule: messenger RNA, 1694 nt
Organism: Boleophthalmus pectinirostris (great blue-spotted mudskipper)
Lineage: Eukaryota; Metazoa; Chordata; Actinopteri; Gobiiformes; Gobiidae
Gene: ruvbl2
Product: RuvB-like AAA ATPase 2
Exons: 14
Coding region: 99-1478 (459 amino acids)
Biological process (GO): regulation of transcription by RNA polymerase II; box C/D snoRNP assembly; chromatin remodeling
Cellular component (GO): R2TP complex; Ino80 complex; Swr1 complex
Molecular function (GO): DNA helicase activity; ATP hydrolysis activity; ATP binding
Source: RefSeq, a predicted model, not a curated record
ACGCCUUGUUUCUAAUCGGUGUCAUUUCGCCUGCGCACCGCACGAGAAGCGCCGCAUUUUGCAUCUUCCACAUUUAAGUGUGAAGUGUGAAGACACAGAUGGCGAAUACAAAGGUCCCAGAAGUUCGUGACAUAACACGAAUUGAGAGAAUUGGUGCUCAUUCUCACAUUCGUGGCCUUGGUUUGGAUGAUGCUUUGGAGCCAAGACAGGUGUCUCAGGGGAUGGUGGGUCAGCUGGCCUCUCGUCGGGCAGCAGGUGUCAUACUGGAAAUGAUCAAAGAUGGCCACAUUGCUGGAAGGGCAGUGCUUAUUGCAGGCCAACCAGGCACUGGAAAAACUGCAAUUGCAAUGGGUAUUGCCCAGUCUCUUGGCCCUGACACCCCUUUUACAGCUCUAGCAGGAAGUGAAAUCUUCUCACUUGAAAUGAGCAAAACAGAGGCACUGAGUCAAGCUUUCAGAAAAGCUAUUGGCGUCAGAAUUAAGGAGGAGACUGAAAUAAUUGAAGGAGAGGUAGUGGAAAUACAGAUUGACAGACCAGCUACAGGAACGGGUGCCAAGGUUGGAAAGCUGACUCUCAAGACCACUGAGAUGGAGACAAUAUAUGACUUGGGCAAUAAGAUGAUUGAAAGUCUUAGCAAGGAGAAAGUUCAAGCGGGAGAUGUUAUUACAAUUGACAAAGCCACUGGAAAAAUAAGCAAGUUGGGCCGCUCUUUCACCCGAGCCAGAGAUUAUGAUGCCAUGGGAGCUCAGACCCAGUUUGUGCAGUGUCCUGAAGGCGAGCUUCAGAAGAGGAAAGAGGUGGUUCACACAGUUUCUCUUCAUGAGAUCGACGUAAUCAACAGCCGCACACAGGGUUUCUUAGCCCUCUUUUCAGGGGACACUGGUGAAAUCAAAUCUGAGGUCCGAGAACAGAUUAAUGCCAAAGUCUGUGAAUGGAGAGAAGAGGGAAAAGCAGAAAUCAUCCCUGGGGUGUUAUUUAUUGAUGAGGUUCAUAUGCUGGACAUGGAGUGCUUCUCUUUUCUCAAUCGGGCUUUGGAGAGUGAUUUGUCCCCAGUCCUUAUUAUGGCCACCAACAGAGGCAUAACUCGCAUCCGUGGCACAAAUUACCAGAGCCCUCAUGGAAUUCCCAUUGACCUACUGGACCGACUGCUCAUCAUUGCCACUUCUCCGUACAAUGAGAAGGAGACGAGACAGAUUCUCAAGAUCCGAUGUGAAGAAGAGGAUGUGGAGCUGAGCGAAGAGGCACACACUGUUCUGACCCGCAUAGGCAUGGAAACGUCACUGCGCUAUGCAAUUCAGUUGAUCAGCACAGCUGGCCUGGUCUGCCGCAAACGCAAGGGCACAGAGGUACAAGUGGAGGACAUCAAACGUGUUUACUCCCUGUUUUUGGACGAGGCUCGAUCAUCUCAGUACAUGAAGGAAUAUCAGGACUCUUUUCUCUUCAAUGAAACGCAAUCGGGUACUAUGGAUACCUCGUAAGAAUGCCCUGUUUUCCUCUUUUUUCAUGUCAUGUGCCCAUUCCAAUGUCAAUUUGACAUCAGUUUUCCCUGAACUGAUUCGUAAUUCUGCCUUUUUUUAAUUAAAUGUUUCCUACUGUAAAUUUAAUUAAUGAAAAAAAAAUCCCUCUUAUUGUUGGUUCAUUUGAGUGUCUUCCACCUAUUUUAUUAAAAUAAUUUUGCUUCUCAAAGAAUAUAA